UCUGAGCUGUUCAUAACUUACCCAUAUCGGUAAGUUUAGCAUGGCUGAAGAGAACGAGGAUAGUCGCAAUACUUUGGAAGAGGACGAUCUUGACAGGAAUGUACCCAUUGAUCGCGGGUAUGCAUGGGUUAUCUUAAUGAGCGUUGUAGCAUUAAUGAUAACUUUAAACGGAACAGUUCGGUGCUAUGGACUAUUCUUUGUGGAGAUUAUGAGUUUUUUUCGUGCUUCUUCAUCGAUUGGAUCAAUGGUUCUAAGUCUACCAUCCGCUACUUAUACCGUAUCAACAUUCUUCGUUCUGAACUGUCUCACGCAAUUCACCACCCAUCGAAUACUGAUAUUAAUUGGUUCUGUUUUUAUCGUGGCUGCUUUCAUCCUAGAAUCGGUGAGCCCAACGAUCAUUCUUCUCGGUGCUAGCCACAGCCUUCUAGGUAUUGGUCUGGGUUUUAUAUAUGGCCCAAGUAUUGUAAUAGUUGGACAUUAUUUCAAGAAAUACAGAGGUUCUGCAAACGCUUUUGCCUCAUGCGGUUCGACUGUUGGGCAGUUUUCUUUGGCACCACUCAUAAGUUACUGUAUAUCGGAGUACGGGUUACGAGGUGCACUGCUGUUGCAUGCAAGCAUUCUUUCACACUGCUUCUUUUUCGGCUCCCUUGUGAGGCCAACCGAUUUUUACCGAAGACACUUGUCUCCACGUGAAUUUCCUUCGACUUACGGUAAAGCGAACGCAUUCUCUUUGAAACGAAACGGUGAACUUUCUGAUUGUGAUUCUGCAACAAAUAAUCUGAUUUCGGGCCACUCAAAAGAUGAAGGGGCCAAAGAUAUAAACAGGAAGUCUUCUAUCGGUAACCAUACUAACAACCUGAAGAUGAUUUCGGUAACCAGAAAAAUUGGAGAUCGAAGAAACACGGACGUUUGCAUCAAAUUCAUUCCAGUGAAUACCGAUGAUAAAUCACCAGACACCUCUCUGUGUGGUAGUUCUCAUUGUAUCACCGAAACAGAAAUGCCUUCUACUCGCCGAAAAUCAAGAGCUUUCACCGAAUAUUUCCAAAAAACAUCAACUGGUGCCGAUAUAGGAUCGUUAAGUUUACACAUCCAGCACAGAAUCAAACCGAGUUAUUUCGGGGAUUCUAUGAUGGGAUUCGGUUCUGCCGUUAGUCUUCAAGACGAAUCUAUAUCUUGUACUCAUGCAAAAGUCCUGAUGAACAUACGUAAGAGCUCAAUUUUACCAGAUGACGUUGGUCACACCGGUUUUACCAAAGAGCCAUCCAAGUUUGAAACAAUGUCAAAAUCUUUCAAACAGAUUUGUAAGAGCGUUGAUGUGUCACUAUUGAACCAAAAAAUAUUUGUCCUUUUCCUUUUGGGCUACACUUUUGGUUGUUGUGGUAGCGGCGUCAUGCAUAAUUUUUUUCCAGCACGUGCCGAGGAGCUAGGACUGUCUCGUGAUCAGGGGACAAUGAUUCUGGCGUAUUCGGGAUGUGCUGAUAUUUUUGCCCGAAUAGCCACAAGCCUCACAGCCGAUCAUCCCAGAAUGCACCGGACCCGAUUUGUAACUUGUGUUUUAUUUAUGAAUGCGAUUUCGUGCUUUAAUAUCAUGCUGUUUACAACCUAUUUGUCUUUUGCUCUGUUCACCGUGGCUUACGGUAUGUGCUGUGGCGUCUUCUUUGCUCUUAAUACAACUAUACUCACAGACUUCAUCGGGGUUACGAAACUGCCUCAGGGGCUCAGUAUGAGCUAUUUAGUAUUCGGAUUGUGUGCUACUGCUGUAUAUCCUCUAAUAGGGCGCCUACGAGAUGCAACAGGAACAUACGAUUACGCUUUUAUUGUGAAUGGCGUUUUAUUAUUUACCAGUGCGACAUUAUUUUCUGUUGAGAGUUGCGUCAAGAAAUGGGAUAAAAAAUCGCACAAAAACGACAUCAGCAAUACGUGAGAAAAACCAUACCAAGAGAAAUCAUAAAAAUACAAAAAUCCAAAAACGCUUCUUUUAUUCAUUAUGCAUCGUUUCUAAAUAUUCUUUAUUUUUGCUGGCAAUACAACUCCAUUUUUUUUGUUUCAUAGUCAUUCUGUCAUUCCUUAAUUCUUACACUGGUUUCAGUUACAGGACUGUCUGUAAUACGGAAGUAUUGCUAUCAAGAAUUUGGUUGCCUCACAUCGAUUUCACUUCCUAUUUCAAAUUGGUAUUUAUUGUAUCGCAUACUAUUUAUUGGACUGCUAAGUUACGGUUUUGACAUCAAGGGGCGGAACUUGACGUCAAUUUGUACCAGUAAACAUAAAACAGAUGUGGACACAAAUAAGUACAUACACACAUUCAUAGAUACACACACACAUAUAUAAUUACAAAACUAGAGGAGUAGGGAACAUCGCAUUGGUGGAUGAGUAAUUUCUUUCAAUAGAAGAGCGCUGUUAAUACAAUGCCAAUGGUUUCAUACGAAUACGUUCACAAUUACUCAAGCGUUGUCUGAAUGCUAGAGGCAACUCACGAGAAUCCUAAACAAUAUUUCGUGCGGUCACAUAUGAUACAAACAGAUUCUCUUUUGCCGCCCGUAGGCAAUUUUAUUUUCUGUCUUCCAAGGGUAAAUACUCAAUCUUUCUCGGCUGUUUUCAUAGCUAUAUUGCCUUCGAAAUCUACUCUCUUGUCUGUAAAUGACCAACAGAUUCGGCGCUUCUAAAGUUUGUUUUAUAAUAUAAUAUAUCAGAAUGUAUAAGAUUGAAAUCCCCAGUGUCAGUCUUAUAAAUUCCAAAUAGCAUUCACUGGUCAAACGCGAAAAUAGUUGCGAUUGGAACAUCAUAGCCACAUAGUUUUUUUUUUUCCUUCGUUUAUCGAAUUCCUUUAUAACAAUCCAUUUACUUCGAAGACAGGAUCGAAACCAGAACAGUGAAAUAUUAGCUUUACACAAGUGGUUCUCAACUUUUUUCUACCUAUGAACCCUCUUGAUUCCGGUCUUACUCGGGUGGACCCCUUUAGCCAUGCGAUGAUUAAAAAAUUAUAUAUUUUUAUAAUACUAUAGGGAAUUGAAUUAAAAAAUUGUUAAAAUAUUUUGUGUAUUAUAGAAAAGAUUUAUUGCACAUAAAAUUUUAACUGCAAAAUUUUACAUAUACCUCCAAGAAUCAUAUGGAUCCUGGUUGAGAACCAUUGGCUUUUCAGUCACCAGUUUGCAACCACGUUUUGUCAGCUCAAUAAAAUGCCUAGAUGUAUACCUCAACUGAAGUAGUUUCGAGUUACAUCUUUUUCGACUUAACAUUGUUUUGUAGUUUUUAAGAAAUAAAGCUCAACUUCAGUUGAUUUAUCCGACUUCACGCCGGUGACAAAGAACAUAUUUAAAAGCAUGAGAAAAAAAGAAAAAAAAGAACACCUUGAAACCAGUACUGAAGUGGAAAAUAAAAUAGUAUACAUGUGAAAAUAUGUACAUACAAACCAUUAAAA
Molecule: messenger RNA, 3418 nt
Organism: Octopus bimaculoides (California two-spot octopus)
Lineage: Eukaryota; Metazoa; Mollusca; Cephalopoda; Octopoda; Octopodidae
Product: monocarboxylate transporter 14
Biological process (GO): transmembrane transport; monocarboxylic acid transport
Molecular function (GO): monocarboxylic acid transmembrane transporter activity
Source: RefSeq, a predicted model, not a curated record